GAAAUAGUCUCGAAGAAGUAAUGCAAAGUGCAAUGGCGAUAGCAAUUUCACUGUUUUAGUUAUGAAAAUGCCAUCUGCAGUCAUGAUGUCUGAAAAUUUUGACAAACUUCUGGAGCAAUGCGAAACACAAGAGUUAGAGGCACCUGGUGGAAUUGCCACCCCACAAGUCUAUUCACAACUACUAGCUCUUUAUCUGCUGCACAACGACAUGAACAAUGGUAGAUAUCUUUGGAAGAGGAUCCCUCAAGCUAUCAAAACAGAUUUGCAGGCGAACCCCGAGCUGGCCGCGGUGUGGACAGUGGGUCAGCACAUCUGGCAGAGAGACUUCCCGGGGAUCUACACGGCCAUCGCCGCAUUCCAGUGGUCUGAGAGCAUCGGGCCCAUAAUGGAGGCGCUGCAAGAGUCCACCCGCAGGAGAGCCUAUGGGCUCGUAGCUCAGGCUUACACCUCCAUCAUGGCGGAAGACUUUGCUGCGUUUGUGGGGUACUCUGUGGAGGACGCUGUGAAAGGAGUGGUCAGCCAAGGCUGGCAGGCAGACCCCAACACACGGAUGGUGAUGCCGCAGAAGCCAGAUCCGCCCCCUGUCUCUCUGGUUCCAAACGAACAGCAGCUGGCCAGACUCACUGACUACGUGGCUUUCCUUGAGAACUGAUAAACGGCCUCCCCUCCUGCUCCUCCUCCUCCUCCUCCUCUCCCUACGCCUUGGCCACCUCACAGAUGACACUGCGAGAGUCAUCUUCUCUCUCCCCAAUCUGGCCCAGAAGGACAUCUCGGACUCUGCCAUCCACUUUGAUGUCCACACGCCAUGGUUCAAUACACAGCCCAGUCUGCAGUGUCCCCCCCCCCUUCAGAUAUUCACCCCAGCUUGGUCUAUACUAGGACCUGUUUUUUUUUCUUUUUUUUUUUUUUUCAAUUUUUAUCUUUUGUUUGCUGUCUUCAUGAUGUGGAAGGUCAAGGCGACGCAGAAGGAUGUCGUAAACUGUUGUGAUGUUUAAUGCUAUCGUAACAGCAUUGAUGAAGGGUAACUUUGUUUCCCAUAAAAUGCAUCUGAACAUCAAACUGCUCUGUGUUUUGGCAGUUGUUAGGCACCAUUAUUUGUGUGGUCUACAGCUGUGUUGAAUCUCUCUGAACAGUUUCUGAUUAAAGCUUGUGAGAUACA
Sardina pilchardus (European sardine) is the source of this 1159-nucleotide messenger RNA. RefSeq names its product COP9 signalosome subunit 8 (gene cops8). NCBI's taxonomy places the organism in Eukaryota, Metazoa, Chordata, Actinopteri, Clupeiformes, Clupeidae. The record is from RefSeq and is a predicted model, not a curated record. Gene Ontology annotation, biological process: COP9 signalosome assembly; protein deneddylation. Gene Ontology annotation, cellular component: COP9 signalosome. Bases 62 to 652 code for a protein of 196 amino acids. The transcript has 7 exons.